This is a messenger RNA of Xenopus laevis (African clawed frog), 747 nucleotides long. RefSeq names its product BCL2-like 2 S homeolog (gene bcl2l2.S). Lineage: Eukaryota; Metazoa; Chordata; Amphibia; Anura; Pipidae. Gene Ontology annotation, molecular function: BH domain binding. The record is from RefSeq and is marked provisional. Gene Ontology annotation, cellular component: membrane; mitochondrial outer membrane. Gene Ontology annotation, biological process: extrinsic apoptotic signaling pathway in absence of ligand; regulation of apoptotic process; intrinsic apoptotic signaling pathway in response to DNA damage.
AAUUAAAUCCGAAAAAAAGGAGAAUAACGGCGUAAAGAACGGAGAUCGGGAGAAAAAGCAUGAGACUGGAAAUACCAUAUUCCGGGGGAGCCCCGAUAAGUACCUGACGGAGCAAGGCUGGAUGGCGCAGUCUGACCUAGGAUCCCGGGCUUUGGUAGAGGAUUUUGUGAGGUACAAGUUAUGCCAGCGUAGUCUGGUUCCGGAGCCUUCAGGAGCAGCAUCCUGUGCUUUGCAUUCGGCUAUGCGUGCUGCAGGGGAUGAAUUUGAGGAGCGAUUCAGACAAGCAUUCAGUGAGAUCUCCACACAGAUCCAUGUGACCCCCGGCACAGCAUAUGCACGCUUUGCAGAAGUAGCAGGUAGCCUAUUCCAAGGUGGGGUGAAUUGGGGUCGCAUAGUUGCAUUUUUUGUUUUUGGUGCCGCGCUGUGUGCUGAGAGUGUCAACAAGGAGAUGUCCCCUCUUCUGCCACGGAUCCAAGACUGGAUGGUGACAUAUCUGGAGACAAACCUGAGAGACUGGAUUCAGAGCAAUGGUGGCUGGAAUGGGUUUCUAACUCUAUAUGGGGAUGGUGCCAUAGAAGAAGCCAGGAGGCAACGUGAGGGGAAUUGGGCAUCACUGAAGACUGUCUUAACUGGAGCAGUGGCUCUGGGUGCUUUGAUGACAGUAGGGGCCUUGUUUGCCAGCAAGUGAUAUAGACUUAGAAACCAGACAAGUAAUAGACAAUAAGAAUUACCUGAUACAGUUUAAUC